This is a messenger RNA of Cavia porcellus (domestic guinea pig), 946 nucleotides long. It is a transcript of the gene Pyy, whose product is annotated as peptide YY. NCBI's taxonomy places the organism in Eukaryota, Metazoa, Chordata, Mammalia, Rodentia, Caviidae. Gene Ontology annotation, cellular component: extracellular region. The record is from RefSeq and is a predicted model, not a curated record. Gene Ontology annotation, biological process: neuropeptide signaling pathway; feeding behavior. Gene Ontology annotation, molecular function: neuropeptide hormone activity; neuropeptide Y receptor binding. Bases 1 to 945 code for a protein of 314 amino acids. The transcript has 5 exons.
AUGACAGCCCAUGGCUGUGUUGUGCCAGAAACUCAGACCCCAGUAAACACCACCCUCACUUCCCUCCCACCAUGGCCCGGCACCCGGGGAGGCUGGAGCGGGCAGGGGCGGUGGCACACAUCUGCGCACUUCAGUCCCAUUGCUCCUAAGGUCUUGAAUGACGGGUGGGGGGCCCUCAGCCGCACCAGGCUUCCGGGGCUACCCAAUUCUCAGCGGACGAGGACAGGACGCCAGGCAAGAUCCCACGCUGGCCCAAAGCAGAGGCAGGGGUCACGCCCAAGGCCUCCCCGCCGCGCCUCCCCUGGGGCAGAGCUGCGCGCAGGGCGUGGGAGGCACACGCGAGGGGGUAAAUGGGGACAGCACCGCAGCCCCAGGCAGGCGUGUACCCCGCCGAGGGGAGGAGCCUCACAUCGCCCCACCCAUUACCACCGGGAUAUAAACCCCAGCCUGGCGUGGGAAAGGCAGAACCUGGGCAACGUGUCCCGCCCUUUCCCGCCCUCGUCUUUGCCCUGCGUCUUUGCCCUGCUCUUCUCGCUCGGCGCUGUGGCUAUGGAGCUGGUGCACAGGCCUGCCAUGGCCGCCGUGCUGCUGGCCCUGCUGGCCAACCUGGCUGCGCUGGUCGACGCCUACCCCUCCAAACCUGAGGCUCCGGGCAGCGACGCCUCGCCUGAGGAGCUGAGCCGCUACUACGCCUCGCUGCGCCACUACCUCAACCUGGUCACGCGGCAGCGGUAUGGAAAACGUGUGGCCCCGGAGGUGGUGCCCCCUGGCCUCCUGUCCCCGGCCGACGCUGAAGAUCGGCUCAUUCCACGAAGAUCGGGCCGGACUGCGCCUACCCGCAGUGAACACGCGAGACCCGGACACGCCCGCGGCGCACGACCUCCUGUUUGGGGGAGGGGGCUCCUCCAUGUCUUGGUCCCCAAUAAAAUACAGAUCUCAGACUGAC